UUAGAGAAACCGGUUGAAUCUACCACUAAACCGAUCUUGAAAUAAAAUCCAGAAGCCAACCUGUGGCUAUGGCUCUGAUACCAUGUAGAGAAAUAUAGCAGAAGAAAAGUAAAUCGGAGAAACCUUCUGCUAGCCCAAGAUCGUAACUAAGAUCGGAAGAUUCAACUAAAGAAAAGGAAGCUAUGAAAAGGAGAAUUUGGUUAUGGAAGAAAAAUUUUCUUGAAUUGGCUUGAAUGACUUACAAUUGGGGUUGGUUACAAAUGACUAAGGUCAUCCUAAAACACUAUGUCUCUGGCUAGCCUAAAGAAUCUGACAUGGAAAUCAAGAAAACCAACAUUAAACUGAGUGUUGGAGAAGGAUGUAAUGGUGUGCUUUUGAAGAAUCUUUACUUGUCAUGUGAUCCUUACAUGCGUACUCGCAUGAAGAAACUUGAGGAGGGUAGCUAUAUAAUUGAGUCCUUCACUCCUGGCUCUCCUAUCACGGGAUUAGGAGUGGCUAAAGUAUUGGAAUCUGUUGAUUCAAACUUCCAGAAAGGUGACUUAGUUUGGGGAAUGACUGGAUGGGAGGAGUAUAGUAUUGUAACAGAUACUCAGUCUCUGCUUAAAAUUCAUGACAAGGAUGUGCCUCUUUCUUACUAUACUGGAAUCCUUGGGACGCCUGGAUUGACAGCAUAUGCUGGUUUUUAUGAGGUGUGCUCCCCCAAAAAGGGAGAAACUGUCUUUGUUUCAGCUGCUUCUGGAGCAGUUGGUCAGCUUGUUGGCCAAUUUGCAAAGAUUUGGUUGCUAUGUUGUUGGUAGUGCUGGAACCAAAGAGAAGGUAAGUUCCUUGUAUUUCCCUUUGUUGAAUCCGAAUAGUGCCUAAAAUUUGGUAUCUCAUUUAACUCUAACAUAGAGUAGAUCUCAUGGGCUGACUAACUUUGGGAGGGAGAGAGAGGUUUAAAUAUAAUUGAAGUCCGACUCUUUAUUCUUGUACGAAACUAGUUAGA
This is a messenger RNA of Lycium ferocissimum, 985 nucleotides long. Its product is annotated as 2-alkenal reductase (NADP(+)-dependent)-like. The coding region runs from base 315 to 797 and encodes 160 amino acids. The record is from RefSeq and is a predicted model, not a curated record. The transcript is spliced from 4 exons. Lineage: Eukaryota; Viridiplantae; Streptophyta; Magnoliopsida; Solanales; Solanaceae. Gene Ontology annotation, molecular function: 2-alkenal reductase [NAD(P)H] activity.